This is a messenger RNA of Morus notabilis, 1367 nucleotides long. Its product is annotated as putative F-box protein At3g24700. Bases 91 to 1299 code for a protein of 402 amino acids. The record is from RefSeq and is a predicted model, not a curated record. The transcript is spliced from 3 exons. Gene Ontology annotation, molecular function: protein binding. NCBI's taxonomy places the organism in Eukaryota, Viridiplantae, Streptophyta, Magnoliopsida, Rosales, Moraceae.
GCCAUCAACUUCUGCUGCCCGUCGCUGAACUUCUCCGUUUGGCGACUGUCAAUUUCGAUUCAAGGUUUCAUUUCUUUUUUCUUUCGAAAAAUGAAGAGAAUUUUCUACAUACCAGAAGAACUAGUGGAGGAAAUCCUGGUGAGGUUGCCACCAAAAUCUCUAAUGAGAUUUAAAUGCGUUUGUAAGUCUUGGUACGCUCUGAUCACUGACCCGUCAUUUGCUAACAAACACCUUCGCUUUGGUAUCGACAACAGCAAGAAAUCGUCCUCUGUAUCCUUAUUCUUGAGUUGGACUCGCCAGGAACUGUCAUUGGACCAUAUCUUCAAUCACCGUUUCUACGGUGAUCUUGAUAAAGUAUUCUCACUGGUCUCUGUCUGCGAUGAGGAUGAUAGUAAUAACAGCCACCUUCCUUGUGUUGUUCAAGAAAUUAAUUUACCACCUACUUUGAAACAUGAUACUGAUAGUUUCAUAAACUCUCAUUGUAAUGGAAUCAUUUGCUGGUUCAAUAGAAGUGGCUUUUGUGGAGAGAUUUUUUUGUGCAAUCCAUCACUCAACGAAUUCAAGCUUCUUCACACGCCGAGCCUUCUCCCUGAAUUCUGGCCUUCAGGAUUUGGAUUUGGGUAUGAUGCCAGAGCUAAUGAUUACAAGUUUGUUAAGCUUUUUCGAUCCGCGUAUAAUCCGAUUGCAAGUAGGGCUUUGGUAUAUACUCUGGGAAUUGAUUCUUGGAAGGAGAUUAAGAUGGAUCUAAAAGGUAAGUUCUGUUUGGCUGAUGCCAAGGGGGUGUACUGUAGAGGCGUUUAUUAUUGGGUUAACAAGGCUGUACCGGGUAGGGAGGAUAUGAUUCUUUCUUUUGAUAUGUCUGAUGAGGUAUUUCAUACCAUAGCAUUACCAGAUUGCAUAAAAAGGGUAGAUGGGCAAUCACCAAAGAGACUUGCGCUGUGGAAUGAAUCACUGGUCCUCUUUUUCACCCCGGCAAACUCAUGGUUUUCAACAUCUUUUGAAAUGUGGGUUAUGGCUGACAACGUUGGUGGUGUUGAAGGUGUUACUUGGACAAAACACCUUACGAUCAGGCCACAAAGGUUCAUUCAUUUGUAUUCCACAUUGACGUUUUGGAAGGAUGAUGAGAUUUUAUUCGAAACUAGAGAUGGACGUCUUGUAUCGUAUAACCUGUAUAGCCAAAAGCUUAGGAAACUUCCCAUUCAUGGAGCGGUGUUGCCAGGAAGGACUUCUGCUCAUUUAUAUCUGAAGAGUUUGGUCUCAGUCAGAGGAGGAACACAUGCAAAACAGCCGCAAAACUAGGGAAUGGACAGGAAUGCUAUAAAGUCGAAGAGCGUGGUUUGGAAAACAUACUUUUUGCUAGAACGUGG